Messenger RNA from Sinocyclocheilus rhinocerous, 1036 nucleotides. Its product is annotated as NFAT activation molecule 1. Gene Ontology annotation, molecular function: transmembrane signaling receptor activity. The coding region runs from base 76 to 798 and encodes 240 amino acids. Gene Ontology annotation, biological process: positive regulation of cytokine production; positive regulation of B cell receptor signaling pathway; regulation of B cell differentiation. The record is from RefSeq and is a predicted model, not a curated record. The transcript is spliced from 6 exons. Gene Ontology annotation, cellular component: membrane raft. NCBI's taxonomy places the organism in Eukaryota, Metazoa, Chordata, Actinopteri, Cypriniformes, Cyprinidae.
UGAUGAAACAACAGAGAGAAAGAAAAGGUGGCUCAUUUUGUUUCAAAUGAAAGGAAAUGUAAAUUUCGCUCAAGGAUGUAUGCAGCCAAGCCUGUCCUGUGUUGGAUCGUAAUUCUGUGCUGUUGGCAGGAAACUCUAGCCAAACCUACAAUCUCCAUGCUGAACAGAACCAGAGUGGCACUAGCAGGGGAAAGUCUUGACUUCAUCCUGUCAGUUUUCAUCCCAGCAAACUACACCACUAGCAAACUUGUAUGCCACCACACUCAGAACAUGACGAGAAUUUGGAAUAAAGAACUUAAAAGUGAAUUAUUUGAAACUACACAGUUGGUGAGGGCACAUAUCAACAUGCACAAUAGCUCCAGUUCUGGAAAUUACUACUUUAGUUAUGCAAAUCAGGAAGUGCAUUGGGUGGUUCAUGUGAGAGAUAAAGGUUAUCAGGAGCCACCUGAGGUGUUAGACAGUGCCAUCAUCAUAAUGAUGGCAUUCUCAGGAAUUCUUCUCAUCUUCACUGUUGCUGGGUCACUUUACAUAUUAAAGAGCUACAAGGAACACCCUCCUUGUAGAGAUGACAAAAAUGAAGUUGUAGAGCAGAGAUCAGGGGAGAGUGAUGGAGUGAUUUUGGAUGAAGAUGCUGCAUCUGCAUCACUCUACACAACUCUACAAUGCAGAUCAGACUCUAUUUAUGAUACACUGCAUUCAGACACGAUGCAUGUAGAAAACACAAAGAAGACAAAAUCAGAAAAGCACUGCAAUGCACAAGAAGAUGGUGUAUUUGAUUCUGUUUAUGAAAACCUGUGAAUGAAGGAAUGAUUGAGUUAAUGAAUAUGAUUUAUGAAUACCUGCUGGAAUGUGCUUAAGCGUCAAAUAAAGAUUUUUUUGUAUAAUUUAUUAUUUUAUGGGCCAGUAUGACAGAAGAUAAAUGAAAGAUCAAAACAACUGAAUAUGUGUCGUUUUUCCCCAAAACUCAUCAAACCUUUCGCCUUCUUGCAUAAAAAGCGGUACAUUUUCUGCAGCCCGUGAAAGCUCCGCCCUCACG